This is a messenger RNA of Schistosoma mattheei, 1572 nucleotides long. Lineage: Eukaryota; Metazoa; Platyhelminthes; Trematoda; Strigeidida; Schistosomatidae. The record is from the annotation of a GenBank genome assembly.
AUGACAACAUUAUUAUUAUUAUCACGGUUAUUGCAUAGUACUAGUAGUAGUAGUAGUAGUAGUAGUAGUACUAGUAGUAGUAGUAGUAGUAGUAGUAGUAGUAGUAGUAGUACUAGUAGUAGUAGUAGUAGUAGUAGUAGUAGUAGUAGUAGUAGUAGUAGUAGUAGUAGUAGUAGUAGUAGUAGUAGUAGUAGUAGUAGUAGUAGUAGUAGUAGUAGUAGUAGUAGUAGUAGUAGUAGUAGUAGUAGUAGUAGUAGUAGUAGUAGUAGUAGUAGUAGUAGUAGUAGUAGUAGUAGUAGUAGUAGUAGUAGUAGUAGUAGUAGUAGUAGUAGUAGUAGUAGUAGUAGUAGUAGUAGUAGUAGUAGUAGUAGUAGUAGUAGUAGUAGUAGUAGUAGUAGUAGUAGUAGUAGUAGUAGUAGUAGUAGUAGUAGUAGUAGUAGUAGUAGUAGUAGUAGUAGUAGUAGUAGUAGUAGUAGUAGUAGUAGUAGUAGUAGUAGUAGUAGUAGUAGUAGUAGUAGUAGUAGUAGUAGUAGUAGUAGUAGUAGUAGUAGUAGUAGUAGUAGUAGUAGUAGUAGUAGUAGUAGUAGUAGUAGUAGUAGUAGUAGUAGUAGUAGUAGUAGUAGUAGUAGUAGUAGUAGUAGUAGUAGUAGUAGUAGUAGUAGUAGUAGUAGUAGUAGUAGUAGUAGUAGUAGUAGUAGUAGUAGUAGUAGUAGUAGUAGUAGUAGUAGUAGUAGUAGUAGUAGUAGUAGUAGUAGUAGUAGUAGUAGUAGUAGUAGUAGUAGUAGUAGUAGUAGUAGUAGUAGUAGUAGUAGUAGUAGUAGUAGUAGUAGUAGUAGUAGUAGUAGUAGUAGUAGUAGUAGUAGUAGUAGUAGUAGUAGUAGUAGUAGUAGUAGUAGUAGUAGUAGUAGUAGUAGUAGUAGUAGUAGUAGUAGUAGUAGUAGUAGUAGUAGUAGUAGUAGUAGUAGUAGUAGUAGUAGUAGUAGUAGUAGUAGUAGUAGUAGUAGUAGUAGUAGUAGUAGUAGUAGUAGUAGUAGUAGUAGUAGUAGUAGUAGUAGUAGUAGUAGUAGUAGUAGUAGUAGUAGUAGUAGUAGUAGUAGUAGUAGUAGUAGUAGUAGUAGUAGUAGUAGUAGUAGUAGUAGUAGUAGUAGUAGUAGUAGUAGUAGUAGUAGUAGUAGUAGUAGUAGUAGUAGUAGUAGUAGUAGUAGUAGUAGUAGUAGUAGUAGUAGUAGUAGUAGUAGUAGUAGUAGUAGUAGUAGUAGUAGUAGUAGUAGUAGUAGUAGUAGUAGUAGUAGUAGUAGUAGUAGUAGUAGUAGUAGUAGUAGUAGUAGUAGUAGUAGUAGUAGUAGUAGUAGUAGUAGUAGUAGUAGUAGUAGUAGUAGUAGUAGUAGUAGUAGUAGUAGUAGUAGUAGUAGUAGUAGUAGUAGUAGUAGUAGUAGUAGUAGUAGUAGUAGUAGUAGUAGUAGUAGUAGUAGUAGUAGUAGUAGUAGACCGGUCAUUAAUCACAAGAGCAAGAAAAAAAAUAGUAAACAGACAUGUAUGAUCAAUUCACUAGUUAUGGAAAAGAGAGUAUGA